AUGGGUGCUAUUGCUGGACGACUUACUGGAAUGAGUAUGGAAAGCGUGUUUCGCAGCUUUCAGAUGCAGAGUGGUCACUCGACUUACUGGUCUUGUCAGAUUGGGAAAGACUGCGUUAUGCCUGGACUCUAUGCUAUGGUCGGUGCAGCGGCAGUGCUAGGUGGUGUGACUAGUGCAAGUGCUACUGCCACUUCUAGCAAUGCUCCAGAGAAUCACCAAGAACGAACUGAACUUGCUGUGAUAGUCCAGGCCCCGAUGGCAGUAACCGAUCAGACCCCAAUGGAGACCGUCAUUGAUAUGUUCAGAAAGCUCGGUUUGCGACAAGUAUUAGUGACGAAAAAUGGGAAAGUACUGGGAAUAAUUAACGAAGAAGGAUAUACUACAGUUUAUGCGAAAUGCACAGUCGGGUUUCACAAAUCCUAA
Molecule: messenger RNA, 423 nt
Organism: Cooperia oncophora
Lineage: Eukaryota; Metazoa; Nematoda; Chromadorea; Rhabditida; Trichostrongylidae
Source: the annotation of a GenBank genome assembly